UUCGUCUUUUCGUUUCUAUACGUUUUUUUCUUGACGACCAACCGGAUUUCGCUUUCCGUUUCCAUCGCGCUAUAUUUUUUCACUUGUUGAAAAUAUAAAGGCGUCGGUGUUGGUUGAUAUGUCAUUACAUCGCCUGGUUCGCUUUGCUCUUCACGUUACAUUCAGACGAUACCCUUGGCUUCGUGAGAUCAUUGGCUUUGAGAUCCCUGCAGUUUUGUGAACCACGAUGUUUCCUUCAGGAUGCAUUCGGCUAGCUGUGACACUUGCAACGAUGAGCACCUUUGCCAACUGCGCCUCAGCUGAUGUUACGCCACUUCGGAAACUCUACGAGAACAUCAAGCGCGAACCGGUGACAGCAAAGCAGUGCUUCCGGAACGGAACAAGUCUGGAGCCCGAGGAUGCCCUCCAUGUCGUCCUAACCCUGGAUGGAACAGCGUACCCUGGAGACGAAUUAGUGUCUGACAAUACCUUGUGCUAUGCACAGCCACUCGACUCACAGCAGCAGAAAUGCGUGAAAUUGCCAGCGAAGUAUGACAGCGAGAGCGACAGUGCUAGUCUCGUUACCAAGAAAGGAGUUCUCACGUUGUUCCUCCAGCAGGCUCCCUUUAACGGGAAGGCCUAUCUAAUCCAAAACUACGAAUCAGCCACGAACAAUGCCACGUACAAAAUAUACGACACUGAUUUCUCCUGCGUGAAUGCAGAGCAACUCUUGGAAACACUGGCAGGUCGUUACAAAAACAUGGUUAGAGUAGACUGACAGAUGAAAAUCCACGGCUUCUGCUUUCUCUGUUGAUGUGUCUCCAUGUCGAAUCUUUAGUGUGUGUUUUUUUUUUCGACGCACAAUGGAAACAAAAACAAUAAACAUAAAUAAA
This is a messenger RNA of Ornithodoros turicata, 872 nucleotides long. RefSeq lists its product as uncharacterized. Lineage: Eukaryota; Metazoa; Arthropoda; Arachnida; Ixodida; Argasidae. The coding region runs from base 227 to 757 and encodes 176 amino acids. The transcript has 6 exons. The record is from RefSeq and is a predicted model, not a curated record.